This is a messenger RNA of Exophiala spinifera, 1608 nucleotides long. RefSeq lists its product as uncharacterized. The transcript has a single exon. The record is from RefSeq and is a predicted model, not a curated record. The coding region runs from base 1 to 1608 and encodes 535 amino acids. NCBI's taxonomy places the organism in Eukaryota, Fungi, Ascomycota, Eurotiomycetes, Chaetothyriales, Herpotrichiellaceae.
AUGUCAUCGUCGUCAUCACGACGUGGACGAGCAAGGACUAGCAGUAACAGUACACCAGACUUGCUUUGGGUUAAUAGGACUCCAGAAUCGGAGACGCUGUCAGCGACACGACAAGAACGAGAUGAGCUCCGGACAAUCACCAGCCAUGCCAGACACUGGCGGGCCGCUUUGCGUCGACAGCAGAGACUUUACAACGCACAGAACCAAGCAAGUCAUGCACAAAGCGUUGUCGGCUGGGGAAGAACAGGCAAUCUCUCAGAGACCAGCUCUGCAGAGACUUCGGCAGCACCUUCUCCUGUUCCCCUAACCACCACGGUUAGCACCACUCCCGACAACCCAUUCCCAUUCCUUGAAACGCCCGAGGAUGCAUGGUGGUCGCAGACAACCUUCGAUAAUGCCGUGAAUGAGUGGCUGCCGUCCAUCUUCCAGAAUCUGCAAGCUCUGGACGAUGGUGUGUCUCCGGAAUCGAUCACUGACACAAUCACGCACAUUGUCCAAGGCUGUCUUGCGAAUCGAAUGCAUAUGUACUGUCUCCUUGCGGCGAGCAGCGGCUUUUUCAAAUUUGUGCUACACCUCCGAUUAGACCGCAACGACGCUCCAGAAUACUGCAUGAGCAAGGCCCUUCAACACCUGCGGCACUAUCUGUCGGGCCAGAUCCAGCCCGGGCCACGAGCCGAUCAAAUGUUGGUCUUCGAUCUGCUUGCUCUUUCCACCUUCGAGCGAUAUACCACGAGCUUUGAAGGUGCAAGGACGCAUCUCAAUAUGGUCGCGAACCUCGUGCAGAUGCUGGGCGGCAUAGCCAAUCUCGACGCGCCCAUCCGAGCGCUGUAUCGACUCUGGGACCUUCAGAGUGCUGGCGGUAGCGGGGAUACGCCAUUCAUUGCGCUUGACUGGGAUCCUGGGCUGUUACCGCGGGAGCAGAUGCGUGACAUUAUCCUUCCAAGCCUGGCUAGGGGUGGUAUCGUUCCCAGUGGAGUAGCGCUGGUGCAGUACGGGUUCAGAUUUAGACCUGACAUCCGGACAUUGGUCAUCGACGUGGUUCAGUGGUUUCAAGUUGUGCAGUACUGCCAUGUGACCAAUUUCUCGCAGUCUCCGAUAGAGAGAUGGUCCGCGCGAAGGGCCUAUGCUCUUGCCCAUCGACUUCUCUCGUUGCCGUCGAACGACCCAGAAUCUCCUGGUGGAGCGAAUAUUUACGCUGAGGUUUCAAAACGUCUCAGCCAGGUCUUCUUGCUCGUGAUAGCGGACAUGGAGAGUACUAGAGCUGCAAGAACAGCCUCUUCAGGGCCGACAGCAGCUGUCUCGGAUCCGUCGAGGUUCUCCUUCACAGAUGUGAGUCGGCUCAGGGCCCAUUGGGGUCAGGACGUCGAAGGAACUCGGCAGGAGGAUGUCCAGGACGAGGAGCUCAGGUUCUGGAUGGCUUGCCUGGGUGUACAACUGGCACAACGAGAGGAAGACCACCAGUGGUUCGUUGGGGUUGCCAGACCCAUGGCUCAACGGCUGGGUAUAAGGACAACCGAUCACCUUGCGCAGUUCAUGUCGAGGUACGUGCAUCGUUGUACGGCGACAGGCAUGCCAAAGAUCGAUGGACUCGAGCCUUUGAUCGAAUGA